Messenger RNA from Myxocyprinus asiaticus (Chinese sucker), 5938 nucleotides. RefSeq names its product netrin-G1-like. Lineage: Eukaryota; Metazoa; Chordata; Actinopteri; Cypriniformes; Catostomidae. Gene Ontology annotation, molecular function: cell-cell adhesion mediator activity. The record is from RefSeq and is a predicted model, not a curated record. The coding region runs from base 1221 to 2867 and encodes 548 amino acids. The transcript has 8 exons.
AUAAGCGCGUGAGGGUACGCGCGUGAGUAAUGAUCGCGUGAGGAUAUUCUCGGCGCGCGAGGGGUAACUGGUGUGAUUCGUGUCCCGCACGACUGACUGACUAAACGUCGUGGAAAUAGUGAAAAUAUCGCAAAAUAACUCUUUUCUUUAUUCCCUUUUCAAGAAGGGAGUCUAUUGUUUUUUGGAUAUAGGGCGUUUGAAAAGAAGCCGACAGGAGGAACACUUGACUAAUUAAAGUUUUGUGAGGACGGUUUUUGGUUCUGAGGUGAUUGUCAUGUCACUCGCAAAAGAAAAGACGAUGAAAAAUGAGAAAUUGUGGGAUUUAUGAAUUUAUAGGCUACAGUUUGGGACACAUACAGAGGUUGAAGUAAUGUUCUUUUUGUUGAUGCUGAAAACGCUCUUUGGAUAACAAUCAGUUAUUAUUCCUUUGAGAUUUACCUCAGAAAUCCCUGCUUCGGCAACGUCUCGCGCUUGAGAGAUGUGGCACGCGACUUAAGAAAAGAUUGACGUGCCGCGAGACACCUUUUCAGUCGCUGUGUUUAGUCAGCCCGUUUAGAUCGGGUGGAGGUGGGGGAUUCUGUUUUUCCCCGAACUCAUCACAUUUAGAUUAACACGGCCGUCUUUAAGAGGAUCUCUCUUUGGUCAUUCAUGAACUUGUUGAACACCCAGCUCUUUGCGGGACCCCUCACAUCGAGAGUGAAUCUAAAUAACAGUGCAGAUGCCAAGCUGCAACAGAGGAUGACUGACAGAAGGCAAAGCUGAGACGGCUGUCAGUAAACAUCCAGCCAGAGAGGCGAUUUGUCAGUGUGUUAGAAGCCUUGCUCUCUUUCUCCAGCCUGACCCUUCACUUCGUCUUCUCUGCCUCUGCUUUUCUUAUCUCUGCCGGCACCAUCGACCCUGCCUGCUGCCCUGCCCCUUCCUAACGGAGACAAUAAAGACCAGAGGGCUGAGACAGAAGCAUCAAGCCUCACUGUCAGCCCUGCCACCCUUACAGUCACCAACAGGAAGCUGGCUUGCUGCUGCACCUCUUCUGGCCCACGCUCCAUAAAAGUUGGAUUAUUUUGUAAAAUAGGCACAGAUCUUCCUCUCCUUCUCCCUCUUUCUCUAUCUCUCCCUCUUUCGUGCUAUCUCCAGCAUCUUUGAGAGAAGAGGAGCAGACGGAUCCUUCACAUCACAGUGAAUAGUCUAUUAAAGGGGCGGCCCGCAUAAAGGAGGCAGCCAUGCAUUUCCCGUUGCUGUUAACACUGCAGGCAUCAUGGCUGACUAUGUGUCAGGCCAGUCAACACUAUCCCACAACUUGGGGACACUACGACUUGUGCAAAUCACAUGGAUACACGGAUGAGGGCCCGACCUGGUAUUACAUGGCCUGUCAGCCUGAAGCCGCGGACAUGACCAAGUACCUAAAAGUGACCCUUGACCCACCUAACAUCACCUGUGGAGACCCACCAGAGACCUACUGCACCCUGGAAAAUCCCUACAUGUGCAACAACGAGUGUGACUCAGCCACAGAAGAGCUGGCUCACCCCCCUGAGCUCAUGUUUGACUUUGAGGGUCGCAACCCAACCACCUUUUGGCAGUCCAGCUCCUGGAAGAAAUACCCCAAACCUCUGGCAGUUAACUUAACCCUAUCUUGGAACAAGACCAUUGAGCUUACCGAUGACAUCGUCAUCACUUUUGAGUCGGGUCGGCCGGAGCAGAUGGUUUUGGAGAAGUCUCUGGACUAUGGACGUACCUGGCAACCCUACCAGUUCUACGCUACUGACUGCCUUGAUGCUUUCACUAUGGAGCCCAAGACAAUGAAGGACAUUUCCCAGCACACACUGUUGGACAUUAUCUGCACAGAGGAAUAUUCUAGAGGUUAUGUGUGGAAGAACGACAAGACUGUACGCUUUGAAAUCAAAGACCGUUUCGCACUGUUUGCUGGGCCCAAGCUGCACAAUAUGGCCUCGCUCUAUGGACAAUUGGACACCACCAAGAACCUGAGAGACUUUUUCACCAUUACCGACCUGCGCAUACGUCUUCUCAGACCUGCCACUGGUGCCACCAUGGUAGAUGAGAACAACCUUUCUAGAUACUUCUACGCCAUCUCUGACAUUAAAGUACAUGGCAGGUGCAAGUGCAACCUUCACGCCAACAGCUGCAUCUUUGACAAAGAGAAACUAGCUUGCGAGUGUGAGCACAACACCACGGGGCCCGACUGCGGACGCUGUAAGAGGAAUUAUCAGGCUAGAGCUUGGAGUGCUGGAUCCUAUCUCCCUAUCCCCAAGGGCACAGCAAAUAUCUGUCUGCCAAAUAGUGUUGGUCCAGUUAACUGUGAAUGCUUCAGUCACUCCAAUCGCUGCAGUUACAUCGAGGUGCUAAACACCGUCAUUUGCGUGAGCUGUAAGCACAACACUAGAGGGCAGCACUGCCAGCUGUGCAAGCUUGGAUACUACCGCAAUGCCUCAGCAGAGCUGGACGAUGAGAAUGUUUGCAUAGACUGUAAUUGUAAUCCCUUUGGCUCAGACUCUGAUCGCUGUAAUGGCACAGGAUAUUGUAAAUGUAAGGAGGGAGCGACAGGGGCUAAGUGCCACGAAUGUCUGCCAGGAUAUUUGUGGGACAAUGGCUGCAAAUCCCGGGUGUGUGACAACGAGCUUCUGCGUUGCCAAAAUGGUGGCGUAUGCGUGAACAACGUCCGUUGUCAGUGUCCUCUAGCAUACACCGGCCUGCUGUGUGAGAAACCCCGGUGUGAGAACGAGCCAGGGGGUUGUGGCGACUCAGACUCGGGCCAGGCCUCUCACCGCCCCCCUGCGCUGAUUCUGCUUUUGCUGCUGUCCGCCCUGGGUCCCGUACUGCUCGUAGAGAUCUGCUGGAUGACAGUCCUUUGAGAGGCAGAUCUCCAAAUAUCCAGCUUUUUCUGUAUGAGCAGCGCACCAGACCCACCGACACUCGGCUGGCCAUGUGGAAUGUGCCCAAAUAUCAAAGUGAAAUUUGAGAGGAUUACAGACGAAAUACAAUAAAUAAAUAUGUCAAUAAAAAUAGUAUUUAUACAAAUUGAUUACAUAUAAAAGUCUAAAAGUAAAAAAAAAAAAAAAAAAAAUUGUUUAUAGAAUUUACCUGAGCAUAUGCUUCAUGAAGCAAAUAAGAGGAAGUAGAGACAUGAACUAAGCCAUAGAUACUCACUCCCCUACCAGAAAGAGCGUGAAAGGGAGCGGAGCGGACAGACUCAUCCCUUUCCUCCCUUUAUCACCACGGCACCAGGAGCUGUGUUCUGCCAGCGGCAUGUACAAGUAAAGCAGGCUGCCGCCCUCACCUGAGCCAUUUUGGGUAUCAUGUUGGCUAGACUGCUUUCAGCUAUUUUGAAACUGAGCAAUGGGGAAACUGUCUGGAUUAUGUGAACUAAAAAAUAAAAACAACAUAAAAAUAAAGAUAGCAGUAUUAAUGAAGAGAGAGACUCAUGGAAAGAAACAAAAGCAUUCUUUGCUGUCAGUGCAUUGUGGAUGUAAGGGAAUCUAUUCAUACUGUCACAUCUGAUCUGCUUUCGAAAUUGAGCUUGUCCCACCAACACCACCACCACACCCAAACCCAACUCCACCUUGACCCAAUCCCCCCCCAAAAAACAAAAAACUUUAGAGUGUCCUUUGUGUCAAGAGCCCGUCCCUCUUCAACCCUGUGCUUUUGGGAAUGUUAUUCUGUAACCCUUGCUGGUUGAAUUAUAUAAUUUUUUUAACUUUUUUUUCUUUUUGUUCUGCGUGAUGUUAGUCACACUCAUGUGGUACACCCCCCCCCCCAUUCCCACACCCCAAGAAAUAUUAUUAAAAAAACCCAUAACAUUUCAAAUGUGACAGACUGCUGAGGCCACAGUGAAAUAUGUAUGUUUUCACCCAAACAGAUGAAGUGCUUAGACAGUCAUCAGUGUAUUUAAUUUUUGUAUUAAUACAGAAGUUAUUUUCUUGACAGAGUAAAAAUAAUGUAGAACAUAUACUUUUUUGUAUUAUUGCUGAAAUGUGUUUAAGGGCAACAUUUUAGUGCAUUCAAUCAAGGUGCAAAACAUCUGAGGUUUCAUUUUUUUUUUUUUUUUUAGUUGGAUUGUAUGUUUUCCUAAAGUAUAUUGACAACGUGCUGGCAUCAAAGAAUAUCAGUUUACAUACAGUAUAUAUACUGAAGUGUAAAAAAAGAAAAUCACACCAAAGGACAUUCUAAAUGUUUUCUUGUUGCUUUAACACUAAAAUUUAAGUGAAUAAAACUUUAAAAAAUACUUUAUGUUGCUGUGUUAUACUGUUUUGUAUCUCUUUUUAUUUCAAAAUUGUGGUGAAUAUAAAUGAGAAGUUUGUUUCUGCAUUGAAAACACAAAAUGUCUAACAUGCAUAUAAAUUGCAUACUUUGCAGAACAGUGGAAAAUGCUUUAAGCCUCAGAAUUUUUUGCACACCAUUUAUCUUGAAUUCAAUACAGUAAUGAUUUGUUUCAGGGAAACGCAUUAUCGGAAGGGCAAAAUUAAAUAUUAACAGCCAUUGAUUUCUCUUUGAGAGCCUGUUUUAUGGAGUUGGUCUUGCAUGUGAGUAAACUGCCCAUCUAUCGCUCAGUCUUGUUUUAAACAGAAACUUUAACAGCCGUUUUCACGAUUAUAGACUGUAGUGACAACACAGGCCUGCUAAAUGAUUCAUUUUCUAAGGAGAAGCCUCUCCUCUGCUACAGUUCAUUAGUAACUGGAUACUGAUUUAUGAAUCCAUGUAUUUCGUUUCUGUGUGUUUGCUUAGGAAAAAGGAAAUGUUGUUUUAGAUAUGUUUUUAUGUUAUGUUUAUAAACCACAAUUCUAUUUAAUAUUUCAUCUUGAAAUGGUGACCAAAUAACCAGUAACCAGGCUGUUUUCAAUUAUGUUGGGAUGCCACUUUAGGAAACUGAUAGCACAAUAUAUAUUUUUAGAGAUCUUUUACUUAUUAACAAUGAUCUGCAAUUGGUUAUAGAAAACUAAAUUUGUCAUCUUUAGUCUGACUCUUGGUAAAGAAUAACCAAUGUUGAGCUCUGUGUCUCCCCUGACUGUUGUUCAGUCUGUUCUUAGCCAGAGGAGAUCAGCAGCUCCCUUAUUAGUGCUUGAUGUCAGCCUGGGACAUGAGGUGCUGUGAUGAGGAGGUGCCAACAGGGCAUAUGGAUCAGGGCCUGUGGCAUAGGAGAAAAUAACUCAGUAUGGCUAGAGUAAAGUUCUGAUGAGCAGUCUGCAGACCAAAUACAGUAACUUGCAUCUUUAUAACAGAGGAAUAGUUGGCCCCAGUACGAUUUUUUAUCCAGCCUCCGCCCACCUCAUUCAUGCAGCUGAGAAGAGGAGCCCUCUGGUUUUAUACAGUUUUAGGCUAAUAAUCUCUUUGGAUGUGCUAUAGAGUGCAACAGUACCUGCCCACUUUUUUAGCCGCCUUGGUUCCGGUAGUAUUUUUCCCAUUUAUUUAUUUUUUUUACAUUUUCAGUAGGGAUUUCUGUAAGAUUUCUAAGCCAUGAACCAAGCCAACCAGCUCCAAAGUGAAUCACAUUACAAACAUUGAUUUGAAGUGAAAAAGUAUUUGAAAAUCGGACAAAACAAUUACGGUAAAUGACUGUGACUUUCCUCAAGGAAUGAAUUACAAUACCAUGAAGCAUUGUGAAUUAAAUCAUUGAAUUAAAAACAAUAACCAAAAUGAAACCUAUUAUUUAGUUUUAUUAAGUUGUUGAUAAUAAGAAUAGGAACAAUAUACUUUAAUUGUAUUGGAAAAUGUUAAGUUAUACAACUAUAAACAGUAUAAGUUGUUUGAGAAUAUUACUGUAGCUGACCGACUCGUUUGCGUCAUUCACCGUGCAUCAUUGGAGUGGGGGAGGUUUGUUUGCUGCUAUUUUCUGAUUGGUGGAUCUUUUCUCUUGAGCAGCAAGGCAGCUCUUAACCAGAAAUUGCACUGUUAAACAUUGCAAACAUUUAUUUUAUUUUUUUUAAUA